AUGGUGGUUGGCCUUGGAGAGGUCGUCAAGACCAGCAGCCUUGUCACAUUACUGGUAUACUUGAAGUUUUUCAUCAGCAAUUUGCGGUGGGGAUUGCUCAAAGGAAAAGCAAAUCUUCGUGCCAGGGAAGACGUCAACAACAAUGAAAAUGCAACACAGGAUGAUGUGGAUCGGGCGAAUCAUGCUGGCCGCAUUGUCCAGAAUGACAUGGAGAACCUUCCGAUGGGUUUGGUGGUGAUUUGGGCUUGUGUUUUUACCAUCUUCGUAUCCUCUACUUCCGUUCAAGAUCCACAGGCAUUCUGCAUUGCGCACCUGGUAUUCACGGCCAUGUGGGCAACUUUCCGAGUGAUCCACACCAUCAUCUACGAGCUUCAACUUGGACUGUUGCGGGGCAUCACCUUUAUGUUGAGCAUGUGCUGCCUUUGGGGCCUUAUGAUCUUGAUGGUCGUUGCAGCUUUCAGUUUGCCGUGA
This is a messenger RNA of Durusdinium trenchii, 471 nucleotides long. NCBI's taxonomy places the organism in Eukaryota, Dinophyceae, Suessiales, Symbiodiniaceae. The record is from the annotation of a GenBank genome assembly.